Episyrphus balteatus (marmalade hoverfly) is the source of this 2379-nucleotide messenger RNA. RefSeq lists its product as uncharacterized. The transcript is spliced from 7 exons. Lineage: Eukaryota; Metazoa; Arthropoda; Insecta; Diptera; Syrphidae. The coding region runs from base 1196 to 2344 and encodes 382 amino acids. The record is from RefSeq and is a predicted model, not a curated record.
AAUGGCUCAACUUUACUUGGAAAAUGGUUAACUCAAUUUUUUAAGAUAACACUCAAGAUGCUCUUUCCAAUAUCAAUCUCACUCAUUCCGAGUAUCACAAUCACAAUUCACAAUAUACAAUAUACAAACAAACCAUUCUCCUAACAAAAACGUUAACAAAACAAAAAUAUUCAAACAACAGCAACCACGAGUACAAAGUGAAAAAAGAAAAAUAAAGAAAGAAUUUCUUAGAAAACCAACAACAAUGUUGUUAAUAGAAAGGAAAAAAAAAAAGAGAAAAUAAUUUUGUAUUAACGAAUAACGUCAAAGCAAAAAACAAACCCCAAAGAGUGGAAAGAAAACAAAACACAAACAAAAACUGGCUACUCAACUCACUCAAACCCCAUCCAACCAAAAAUUCCAAACGAACCUCGAACGCCGCACUGAAACUUGAAGUUGCAAACAGUCGAUUGUUGGACGUUGAAACGAAGCGGUCUUCUACGCUCAAAAAAAAAAGAUACUUGAAAAAUCCCAGAAACAGAAUUCCCAUUCAUCCCACGCUUUGCUAAAGUAUCGCGCGCAGGUUCGUCUACCUAAUUUUUGUUGAUGAUUUUCAUCUCUUCUUCUACUUCAUCGGUUUGGUGUUGUUCUUGUUCAUUUAAUAACGGACUCUUCGUGAAUUUGUAAUUUACAUAAAUAACGGUAAAAUAUUUUCAUUCGCAAAGUGCAUCAUCAAAAAAGAAGAAGAAGGUAACUACAGUGUUUGUGUGUUUUGAUUUUGACUGGGGUUGGUUGAGUGUUGUUUAUUUUUCUCCUCGAGAAGCUUUCUUUUGGAGCUGGACAAUCCCAACUCAUUUUUCAUCUGACAAAAGACACAUCCGUCUAAACGGUUGGCGAAGCAUCAAAUCAAGAAUCGCGACUUAAAACCGAUUCAAUUCAGAAAAGAUCAACAAGGAAGACAAACCGGCAAAAAAUAAAAAAUAGAAACUAUGAGGCAGAUCGGUAUUAGUGAGGUAUGUGUCAAAAAAUUGGAAUUCCUUAACGUUGCAAUCGUAAGUGAAGACAUUUAAAAUCACGGAAGAUCCAUUAAAAAAAUCUAAAAAUUGCUUAACAUCCCGACCCAUCAUUUAAAUCUCGAAAGAAAGACGAUCCCUUGAAGCGAAUCCAAGAGGAAAUCAACGAAGUGGCACGUCGUGAGCGUGAGUUACGUGAGAAGAUGCAUCCACUAGAGGAAAACAACACCACAACCAUCAUCAGCUGCAACCAGAACGGUAACCAGAACGAUGCUAAAAUUUCGAUUCUCCCAUCGUCGGAGCAAAUUUCCGUAUCGCAGGACGAUAACCUUUCAUCAUCGGCAGCAUCAUCACUGACAACAUCCGUCAAUAGCAAAGAAGAUCAUCUUGAUGGCCAUCAUUCAGAUGAUUCUGGGAUUUCAGCAUCAUCCAGUCCCGUCAAUGGAACUUCAACCAACAAUAACAACAACAACAUAGUGAUCAAUGAAAAGAAAUACAUUCGCCCAAAUGGUUACACUUCAAUUCCAUCGCCACCACCACAAAAGAUUCUCACACGAACCGUGUCCACACCACAGAUUUUUACACCAUCACGUCGCAUAACCUUCGGUCCAGCAUCCAAGGGUCUCAUGCAACGAUUCAUUGCAACUCGUGGCAAAAUCGCCCUCAACAAUGCCGCCGCAGCCACUGCCGCCAAUGGUAGUGGUAAUGUUGUCGGAGGUGGAGGUGGCGGUGGUGUGCCCAAUUCCCAUCAACCAAACACCCCUUCAGGCCCAAUGGUAUCAGAUUUUCCACGGGCUGCCACAUACAUUCCGCCAGUGACAAUUACACCGCCAAUCAUAGAGCGUGACGCCGACGGCAAACCAAUUCGACGUGGAUAUAUACCCGUCGAGGAGAAGAUUCAAAAAGAGUUGAAGGAUCUCAAGAGUCGUGAGAGUGAGUUGAAGAAAAUUCGAAAAAUUCGACAGUCAACACCAGAUUUAUUGGACUCUAUUGAAAACGAAGAAUUGGAGUCCGAUGAAGAUUCAGAUGUUGAACAUUGUUAUGGCCCGGGAAAAUUACGAUCUGCCAAGUCAAUCGGAGAACUAUGUGAUUCUUCAAAUAACAGUCUGUCCCCAAGAAGAAGGAAUCGCUAUCGGAAACGUAAGGCAAUGGCUUUGUGGCCAUGGCCACCAAGCAACAAAAAUUUAGCAACGCCGAGUCCAGAUUUUGAGAGCAAGCAUCUUUAUAGCCGCAGUGGUAUGCGACCCGCUCUGUCUCUCGCCCAACUUUGCGACCUCGAUCCACAGGAGGCACCAUCAUCAUCACAUCAGCUUAUUGCCAAAUGGGAAAGCCUUAUUCAGCAAAAUGCAUAGGCGACUCAUCAUUUCAGCACAUAAUUACACAAAAA